Durio zibethinus is the source of this 3958-nucleotide messenger RNA. RefSeq lists its product as uncharacterized. Gene Ontology annotation, biological process: positive regulation of transcription by RNA polymerase II. Gene Ontology annotation, cellular component: NSL complex; MLL1 complex; Ino80 complex. The record is from RefSeq and is a predicted model, not a curated record. NCBI's taxonomy places the organism in Eukaryota, Viridiplantae, Streptophyta, Magnoliopsida, Malvales, Malvaceae. Gene Ontology annotation, molecular function: G-quadruplex RNA binding; protein binding.
CCUCGCGUUCAUGAAAGCUUUCGAAAUGGUCCGUCCGUUUCUCAGUGACUGAAGAAGAGUGAAGCAGCUUGAGAAAGCUCCCUACAUACCCAAAAAAAAAAAAAAAUUCAAACCUCAUUUCCAUGGCGGAUCGCUCAAUCCAACAACCCAAACAAAAAGAAAACCAUUAAGCGCUAAGCAUUAAAUCGUUACCUUUUUUAUUUCUAAUUUCAUUUCCAUUUUUGUAAAAAAAAAUUUUGAAUUCCAUGUCAGCUCUGGCUGCUUCAGUUUCAUCUUCUUCUUGGAUCCCUGAAGACGACCUCUUAUUAAAGAACGCCAUUGAGUCUGGUGCUUCAUUGGAAGCACUAGCAAAAGGUGCGGUUCGAUUUUCACGAAGGUUUACGGUUAGAGAAUUGCAAGAUCGAUGGCGUGCUUUACUUUAUGAUCCUGUUGUUUCAGAUCAAGCAUCGGCUCGGAUGAUUGAGGUUGAAUUAUCUGAUUCUAAUUUAGCCUCGAAAUCAAAUAAGUUUGAUAAUUCUGCUGAAAAUGGAAGUGCUAAAAGAAAAUUGGAAAGCGUUAGAAGAUUGUAUUAUGCUAUGAGGAAAAGGACCUGUAAUGAACUUGUAACUAACUCUAGUGAUGUUGGAUUUCUUGAAUCACCAAAUGGUAAUGAUUACAUCCGUGAUAGAGGUGGCUGCGAGGAGCCUGUAGGACCUGUCAAGGAUUAUAUUCAAAACCAGUUUGGAUACUGUGAAUUAGGGAUAGAUGGUGUGCGUAAUGGAUUGCGAGAGGAUGAUUUGAAAGUUACUUUGAAGAAGGAUUGUAUUAGUGAAAAAGUUGACAGCCAGGAACGGGAUGAAGUGUGUAAGAGGUCUCCUCAUGUAAUUUGUGAGGCUUCAGUUGAAUUUGGGCAUUCGUCUGAUGUUGAGGGAAUCAAGCCUUACUCAAUGGGAUGUUCAUCGCCACAGCCAGAUUUGCCACUUUGGAAAACGAUGGAAGAUAUUCCAGCAGCUGUAAUGCCAAUAAAUGGGGGCGCUGGAGAUGAAGGCCAGGAUGCAGAAGGUGAAGUUGUACAUCCCGAAAAUGUGGAUGGUAAGAAAGUACGUACAUCUGGAUAUGAUAUUGUACCUUCAGAACUGAUGUUGAAAGAUGGCUAUGAGAUUAAUAGUUCAGCUGCUAUCUCUGGAGGUGAUUUAGCAGAAACAGAUGCUCUGUUAAACUUUGAUGGUGACACAAUGGAUAGAUCUUGUUAUGAUAAUGUGAAUUCGCUUUUGCUGAAUUCUCCCAAUGAUGUUCAUGAAGAUGAUACAUUGAAGACUAACGAAGCUGAGACAUUAGUUUCACAUAGUUGUCCUGGUACAACAGAAGCUGCCUAUCCUGCAAAGUUGGGUGAAAUUCCUGACCAACAGACACAUUCUGGGCAUGGUGAACAGCUAGGUGUUUCUUGUCCAGAAAUCAGUUUGUCUUCAUCUACAUUGGUAUCAAAUCCUCAUUCUCCUAAACUUCAUGAUGUAAUGAUUUGCUGCACAUUGAACAGUGAGGACCCUGAAAUCCCAUGCAAUGAUGAUCUGCUCUUGGGUAAAGCUUUUGCUUUAUCUGUAACACAAGAGUGUCAUAACAUGGGUAGUGACCAGGCUUCAUCCUCUGCAAAUCAAAGAGAUGGUAAAGAACUGAGCUUGAUAAAGACAGAAGAUAAUCUUACUCAAUGUUUUACUGCUCCCAAGAUCGUAGGAUUGGACACUUUGUCAGAAUCUAGUCAAGGUGUCAAAUCUGAGAUUCAGGAUGGUCAAUGUCAUUUGAUUUCCAGACAUGCUCAAAAUUCUCUGUUCGACCCAUGUAGGUUCAAAGCAGCACAAGCCUUUGCCAAGUCUGCCGCAGAUGGUGCAGCAAAGGAAGAACCAUCAGAUGAAUGCAAUGCCCAAGAUAUGCCAAGAUAUGAAACAAGUUCCAUUGUAGAUACUGUUUUGGAAUCUGAAGCAAACCCGACAACAUCUGAUGGGAUAGAAUAUGAAAGUGAUGAUAAUGUUCCUACCUUUUCUGAUAUUGAAGCCAUGAUACUUGAAAUGGAUUUAUGUCCAGAUGAAUCUGAUUCUUUUGUUAGUAGAGAAGUCUCAAGGUAUCAAGAUGAGCAUGCCAAGAGGACAAUCAUUAGGUUGGAACAGUCUGCUCGGUCUGCUAUGCAAAGAGCUAUUGCAUCUCGAGGAGCACUCGCUGUCUUCUAUGGCCGUCAUAUGAAACAUUACAUUAAAGACACUGAGGUUAUACUUGGCAGGGCAACCAGGGAUGUUGAUGUUGAUAUUGACUUGGGGAGAGAAGGGCAUGCUAACAAGAUAUCUAGGCGACAGGCACUUAUAAAAAUGGAAGAAGAUGGUUCCUUCUCUUUGAAGAAUCUUGGCAAGAGUUCAAUAUUUUUAAAUGGGAAAGAAGUUUCUACCGGACAGCUGAUGGGUCUUGGUUCAAGUAGUUUGAUUGAGAUUCGGGACAUGGCUUUUGUCUUUGAAAUAAACCAAAAUUCUGUGAAGCGUUAUCUGGAAAAAAUCACCCAGAAAAAACAAAAGACAACCACUUUCCAAUGGUCGGAAGAGCCAAAGAGGGUAUCACAUGAAUAGGAAGACCUGCUUAUGGGUACCUUUUAAAACACCCUACCUUCCUCCUGGAAAUUUAUUUUGUUUAGGAUAUUUAACAUUAGUCUUUAGGGCUUACCCUUAAUGAUAGGAGCAUGCAGAUAUCAUAUCAUGUUGCUCUGUUUUAUACAAUGGCCGUAUAUAUAGACACAUAUUGACUUAAAUAUAUGUAUAAAAAAAAAGUAGUUGAUUCCUGACUUCUUUAACGAAAUAGAAAUUGAUGUUUCUCGAAGUUGACUGCAGUUUAAGGCAGCAAGACUGGGCAAAACAUGUUGUAGCUGUUGCCAUCAUUCGCUUGUUAUAGUUUUUAAGAUUACCUCUUUGUAGAACGAUCUCAUAUGACAGUUGACAUGGGUGAAAUAGAAAUAGAGCUCCAGACAUCGGGUCCUUUCUUGUUGGAAUCCUGAUCCAACACCAGCUAGCCCUUGCCUUCUUAUUCUCCAAACUUUAACAUGCGUUGUUCCUUUCAAAAUUUUCAUGCUCCAGUUUUGCUACCAAAGGUGAACCAAAAUUACCCAUUACUGACUUACAGCAGCAAACCAAAACAAGAACCAAAAGGCACGACUGGAUAUGGUAAUGACUUAUGGUUAAAGUUGAAAACUAAUAGCAAUUUUACACGCAACCUUUGCUUUGAGUGUUUUCUUGAUUACAUUAUUAUGCCUAUAAAAACUAUCUCAUGAAUGAAUUGUGUAGAAAAGUUUGGUCCCAUUCCCAUCCUUGGUAGUUAGCCAUUGUUGAGAGUUUUGUCUGAUCUGGUAGCAGCCUCGUACUUUCUUGGCUUUAGAUGCUACAAAAUUACUUGCUCGCCCCUCCAAAAUUGAGAAAAAUGAAAAGUCCAUGUGCUAGUGUUAUGUGUCAACUUCAUUAUUUUUCACUUAAAAUUCUUUCAUCUUCUGAAACGACGAGGCACCAAGUUUUCUAGCACUAACAAUAAUGAUGUUUACAAAAUGGGACCCCAAAAUCAAGAAAGUAUGAUCAUGCGGCAAAGCAAUCCAGCAAUUAAGGUUUAGAAAUUCUUUAAAAAACAACAAUCUGGCAAAUGUGUUGGGUGUACCUAAUGAGAAUCUACAUUCUGGAAAUGGCAAUGGCUUUUCCAAAGGCUUGUUGAAAAUACAAGUCUUCGUUACCUAUAAUCAAUUUGCAUUAUACAACCACUAACUUUAAAUCGGUGGACCAGACUCCCCCAAACCACCCACCAACCAAGAGAGUCCUUGCAACUGGAAGCAUCCAGGAGAUGCCAUAUGGGUUGGCACUUGGCAUUUGAUUCCAUCGACUAACAACCAGUAAUCAACUAAUCUUUUUUUUUUCUUUUUUUAUUUGUGAUCAGCAUAAUCUUUCUUUUCUUGUAUAUCAAC